AUGUCGAUAAUUUUAUGCUCCUGGUUCCAGAAAAUAUCAACUUCCAACAGCAGCAAUUAUGAUUAUAGCUAUUCCUCCAGCUCUUCUGACGAGGAUUCCAGAGCUUCCGCAGCCAAAUCAAAAGCUAAGACAACUCAUGAUGAGGGGGAAAAGCCUAGCGUACCCCUUAAUGAUCGGAGGGUCACUUAUGCUGAGCUUAUGAAGAGAAAAGCCGAGGAUGAUGAGGCAGAGGAUCAGGAAACUAUGUGGGUGUUACCAGAGCGCAAGAUCAAGCCUGACCGGCAUACCAGAGAGUUCCAAAAGACUAUGAAACAAAUUGAAGCUGAAGCAGAAGAAGACUCGGACUCAGACGAUCCUUAUACCCAUCCAGACUUCAUCAAUGGUUCUGACGGCGAUUCCGACGAAGAGGAGGAUUCUGAUAAGGAUAGUGAUGACGAAUCUGAAAACUCAGAUAAAUCAGACGAGUAG
Messenger RNA from Papaver somniferum (opium poppy), 468 nucleotides. Its product is annotated as protein starmaker-like. NCBI's taxonomy places the organism in Eukaryota, Viridiplantae, Streptophyta, Magnoliopsida, Ranunculales, Papaveraceae. The transcript is spliced from 2 exons. The coding region runs from base 1 to 468 and encodes 155 amino acids. The record is from RefSeq and is a predicted model, not a curated record.